Molecule: messenger RNA, 1651 nt
Organism: Episyrphus balteatus (marmalade hoverfly)
Lineage: Eukaryota; Metazoa; Arthropoda; Insecta; Diptera; Syrphidae
Exons: 3
Coding region: 229-1569 (446 amino acids)
Source: RefSeq, a predicted model, not a curated record
UCAACAUGACACAAAUAUGUUUUUCACCUUUUGGAGUCUAAUAUUUGAAUUAGCAUAUAUUCCAAUUCGAAAAUCAACAAAAAAUAGACCUUAUUACCUUGGUGUCGGAAGCCUAUAUAAGAGUCGAAAUAUCAGUUACUUGUCAAUCAGUCAGUAUACAAAGAAAACAAAACAACUUGCCUAUCGUCUAGCUAAAGUUUGAAGUUCAGAUCUUUUGCUGAAAAAAAAAUGGAACUUUCAAAAUAUUUCGUAUUGAUUGCUGUGUCAAUUUUUCUAUUUUUCAUUAAAAACUCGACUGCAUCUCCACUUAUUGAGGCUAUCGAUCCAAGAUAUCAAGCAGAUCUCGAUGAUUUUGAUAAAAAAGCUUCCAUAGGUGGAGCUAGUAAUAUCGUUAUUCAACUUGGUCAAGCUGCAAUAAAAAAAAUUGAAGACAUUGCAGCAUUUUAUAAGGCUGCUGGAGCACAUCCUGAAGCAGUCGAUGUGCUGUUAGACGGACUCAUUCUAACCAUUAAACUUAUUGCCGAAAGUGGUGAUGAUGCAUUUGACUUGAUUGACAAAUAUAAUGGUAACGACAAGCACUUUAAUGACCCCGAAGAAGCCAUAAGUGACAUCAAUAGCGGAUUACGUAAAAUCAAAGAUGAAAUUUUCCAUGCUGGCGUACCAGUUUUGCAUGCAAUGGGAGCGGCUGGAGUAAUUGCUCCAGGCGUAUCAAAACCAAAAAUCAAAAAAUCUUUAGAUCCUCUUCAAGAUUCUGGAACUGCAAUAUUCGAUGGCAUUGAUGCUGCUGAAUCUUUAGCAACUCAUGGGUUAAAGUCAAAUAAACGGUCACGUAGCCAAUCGAUAAAAGCUGCUCAUAAUGCUAUAUUAGCAGGUUGUAAUGCUUUAAAUCAAGACUUUGUUAGAGCUACAAAAAGGGUUAUGGCUUAUCUUGCCGAUGUUGCCAAUGGGAAAGUUCAAGAAGUUGAUGCUACAGGUGAUGCGAUAAGUGCCCGAGCUAAAGCUGUUGUGAGAGAUGCUGAGACCUUAGCUGUCAUAGAAGAUAUCGACUUGAACAUUCUUAAAGCCUUGAUGGAAGGUGUUUCUGGAAAAAUUCUAAGUGCAAUAAGAGAAGGUAUUCUAGGUGAUAUUGAAAGUUCUGCUAUGGGAAUCGGUUCCGCAUUAAAGGGCAUUAAAGAUGCUAGCGAUUUGAUUCAUACCGAUCCUAAAAAAGCAAUAAGUAUUGCUAAUGAAGGUUUUGAUGCAGCUAGACAAGGUUGUAUUGAUGGCAGUGUGCAAGGGUAUCAAGCAUUUGGUGCUGCUGGUCAUUUACUUGGUCAGAAGAAAGUUUUCUCACAAGCUAUUGAAGAUAUAGAAAAUAGUCGUAUCGAUGGAACUGGUGGAAUUGAAGCGACUAGAAAAUUGACCAAUAUGGCUUUGAUUGCGGGUGGUGAUGCACUUGAAUCAGGUUUAGCUGCCGCAGUUGAUGCAUUAGAAGCUGUAGAAAUUGAAUUGUACACAAGGAUAGCCAAUGCUGAAAAGGUUGCUUUGGAGAUUUUGAAAGCUGUUACAAAGCAUCCCGGUUUGAUUUAAUAAAUGUUUUGUGAGGUGUUGUCUGUAUUUAAUAUUCCAAAUGGGUUGUAGUCAUGGAGGUUUUUGGACAACAACAUUGGAU